Tachysurus vachellii is the source of this 3014-nucleotide messenger RNA. RefSeq names its product acid-sensing (proton-gated) ion channel 1a (gene asic1a). NCBI's taxonomy places the organism in Eukaryota, Metazoa, Chordata, Actinopteri, Siluriformes, Bagridae. The coding region runs from base 649 to 2154 and encodes 501 amino acids. Gene Ontology annotation, biological process: sodium ion transmembrane transport. The transcript has 11 exons. Gene Ontology annotation, cellular component: membrane. The record is from RefSeq and is a predicted model, not a curated record.
AUCACGACACGUCUUGCUGCUGUACUGAACACGUUUUCCGUGAGGAUGUGAAGCUCUCUGAGGAGGACACACACUCAGACGGCUCGACUGAUCUGGAUGUGGACGUGUCACACACGCGCGGCGCGGCGCUCCGUCUUCUUUAAGUCCGCGUGAAGUGACGCGACCGCCGUGUGCGCGCUCCGGGUGAAGAGCAACAGCUCGGUGACUAACAACAAUCUCCAGUUGUUUCUUUCUGAUUGCAGACUAAAGAGAGCUGUCACACCGCUCAGGAGGAGGGUACUGUUGGGGCAUGAAAUCGCUACUUAAAAACCUAAUGCAAAUUCAGACUUUUAAACCCAAGCGCUGGUCCGUGUCAAGUGGCUCUUAUUGUUGAGAGCAACCGUGAAAUUAUAUUGUCUGCGAGUGAGGAUCCAAUUAGCAGCAUCCAGAAGCUUGAACAGAUCCAUGAGACUGAAGGUAACAUGCAGAAAACUCAACAUGACUGAAAGGUGAAAGAUGUGUCUGCUACUGAAGAAUUAAACAGAUAUAUUGAUUAGUCGUGUGAAUGGAGCUCCAAGUGAUCCGCCUGACACUGGAUGUGUGAAGCCCUUCAUCCUGGUAUAUCUGGUUAGAAUCCUGGAUCGUUCGUGGCAGCAGGAAUCGCUCUGAAUGAACGCCGCCAAGACGAUGGAUGUGAAGGUGGAGCCUGCUGCAGAGAUCGACAGCGAUCAUCCACCUCCUCUCCAGGUGUUCGCCCUGACGUCCACGCUGCACGGCAUCGCUCACAUCUUCUCCAACGAGAGAGUGACUGUAAGAUGCUGCCUGUGGCUGCUCUUCUUCCUCGGCUCCCUGGGCUUCCUGCUGUACGUCUGUAUGGACCGAGUUCAGUUCUACCUGGAGUUUCCCUACGUCACCAAAGUGGACGAGAUCGUGGCUCCUGCCAUACUGUUCCCCGCCGUCACCAUCUGCAACCUCAACGCCUUCCGCUUCAGCAAGGUCACACGCAAUGACCUCUACCAUGCAGGAGAGCUGCUCUCAAUGCUCAACUCCAGAUACGAGAUUAGGGACGUCCAUCUGGUCGAAGAGAGCGUCCUGGAGGCUCUGAAGAUCAAAGCUGACUUCCAGAGCUUUAAGCCUCGUCCGUUUAACAUGCUGGAGUUCUAUAACCGAACGGGCCACGACAUCAGAGACAUGCUUCUGUCAUGCCACUUCAGAGGGAAGCCAUGUCGCCCUGAAAACUUCAAAGUGGUGUUCACACGCUAUGGGAAGUGCUACACAUUUAACUCUGGUGAGAGCGGUCCACCACUGCUGAGUGUGAAAGGUGGGAUGGGAAAUGGCCUGGAGCUCAUGCUGGACAUCCAGCAGGAUGAAUAUUUACCUGUGUGGGGAGAAACAGACGAGACGUCUUUUGAAGCAGGGAUCAAAGUUCAGAUUCACAGUCAGUCUGAGCCGCCGUUCAUCGAUCAGCUGGGCUUUGGUGUCGCUCCAGGAUUCCAGACCUUCGUGUCCUGCCAGGAGCAGCGGCUGGUGUUCCUGCCACCUCCUUGGGGAACCUGCAAGAUGAAUUCCCUAGACUCCGACUUCUUCAGCGCUUACAGCCUCAGCGCCUGUCGCAUCGACUGCGAGACGCGCUACCUGGUGGAGAACUGCAACUGCCGCAUGGUGCACAUGCCCGGUGACGCCCCGUACUGCAGCCCUGAGCUCUAUAAAGUGUGCGCAGACUCGGCACUCGCGUACCUGGUGGAGAAAGAUAACGAGUACUGCAUGUGCGAGACUCCGUGCAACACCACGCGCUACAGCAAGGAGCUCUCUUUCGUCAAGAUCCCUAGCAAAGCCUCUGCAAAAUACCUCGCCAAGAAAUUCAGCAAGUCCGAGAAGUACAUCACAGACAACAUUCUUGUCCUGGACGUCUUUUUCGAAGCUCUGAACUACGAGACCAUAGAGCAGAGGAAAGCCUAUGAAGUAGCAGGAUUGCUGGGAGAUAUUGGAGGGCAGAUGGGACUCUUCAUCGGAGCGAGCAUUCUCACCAUUCUCGAGCUCUUUGAUUAUCUGUAUGAGAUAGCAAAAUACAAGUUGUGUCGCUGCUCAGACAAGAAACACGAGAACAGCAGCGGCGAUCACGACAAGGUGAUGGGGCUCAAUGACGUCAAGUGUCACGUCAGCCAGUUCCAUUAAUUGCGAGAAUCCAGGACGAGCUGCGUUCCAGCUAAACUACGCUAAGUGCAGAGCUGCCGAUAAAAUGUCCUGUACAUCUGUUUUCUCCUGAGGCAUAAUACAGAUUAGAGUCACGUCACUGUCAUUAUGCGGACUCGUAUAUACAUAUAUACACUGCAUAUGAGUAUAUAAACUUUAAAAGUCCAUUAUGACCAGACAAUCUGUGAAGACGAUGGAAUUUCUCGCAGGCUUUCCUGCUUAGAAGUAUAUAAAAAAAAAAAAACGAGAUGAUUCGUUGUGUAGAGAAAUGAGUCCGAUGAGUCUUUUUUGUGUGUUUUCUGAACUUCCAGGCAUGUUACAGUUCUACUCUAAAGUUUUGACGUGUUUUAGAUUUUUUUUUUUUACUUAUCAUGCCAAACAUUACCGCUAGAAGAUUUCUGACUGGUUGCAAUUUAUACAAUAUAAACUGCAAGGUUAGGAAUAUGAUAAAGGGUACACGCCUGACACAGAGCUGGGGUUUAUUAAUGAAAUCUACAUCAACGAACACUAUUGUUUUCAAAAAUUAUUUCAGAAAACACACACUGGGAUUGAUGAUUGUGACAUAACAUUGAUGUGUUGCUAAUUUGUUUGACUGUAAAACAAAUGUUCCCGUUCCUGGGGUUUACUUUUCGCAAUUUCUUUCUUUCUUUUCUAUAUUUAUGCUGCUUUCUCCCAAUUAAUUCCCACUAGCUAGAUCUCCGCUAUCACACAACUAAUGCUAAUUGCUUAGUUACUAGUCGUUAAUUUUUAAUUACGAUACACACGUAUUUAUUUAUUUAUUUAUUUCAUAUUUUUAAUCAACCGGUUUAUCAACAUAUAUUUUCAAUCAACCGGUUAAUCAA